CUUGAGCUAUUUAGACUGUUUCUACUCCCAAUGCAAUAUAUGUGUUGUGAAAUAUGGUAAUUUGAGUGAAAAAUGAAUUCUAAGUGCAUCAUUGUGUUUAUAGGAUUUGUGACACUGGUAUUAGGGAUCUAUGACUUGGAACAACCAUCUACAAAGCCUCCAAGGCACAGAGAAAAUUUGCCGUGGCCUUCCCGCCCCGAGUACCCUUCCAGAGGAGUGAAGACUUCACCCAGAGAUUAUGUUGCUACACCUGCUGCUGCUAGCACCAGAGAUUAUGUUGCUACACCUGCUGCUGCUAGUACCAGAGAUUAUGUUGCUACACCUGCUGCUGCUAGUACCAGAGAUUAUGUUGCUACACCUGCUGCUGCUAGCACCAGAGAUUAUGUUGCUACACCUGCUGUUACUGAGUCUAAUAGGGAACAACCUGCAAGACCAAUCCCUCAAAAGCUCAGCAAUGCUGAAGGCGCACCAAAGUUGCCUGCAGCAUUGUCAACGAACAAGCAGCCAUUGUGUCCACACAAAGCCACUGGUCAGUUCUCGUACGCCCCUGACUGUCGGAGGUUCAUCAGCUGUUUCAAGGGCCGAGGGGUGAUCCAAUCAUGUUCGCCAGGCACUCUGUUCAACCCUCGCACUCAGGAGUGUGACUUCCCCUCCAAAGUCACUUGUCUCUCUACCAACUCUGAAUACAGGACAAAUCCCAAUACCCAGGAGAGAGGUCCCAAACAAGAUUCAUCUCCACAAGAAAGAAUACCAGAUAAUCCUGAUUGGAGGGAUGGUUUUAAGUCAUACAAAGUAAGACCUCCAACUAACCAACAGCCUCAAUACCAGAGACCUUUUAAUGGCCAUUCUGGUGUCCAGUUCCCUAAUCCAGCAUACAUGGGCCAACCCGUCCCUGGUGACAUGCUGCAGCCCCCUCCACCUCCAUUGCCUGGAAGCAUGUUUCAACCUCCUCAAGCAGGUUUCAAUAUACCUCCAAUGUUGUUUGGAAAUCUCAACAAUGUCUCUAGAACUGAGCCAGUUAACACUUACGGAACACCCAAUCCUGGAUAUUACAUAGUGUACCAACAACCUUAUCCUGCUACUGGCCAACCAAUGUUAUUUUCUCCAAAUCGACCUGGAUAUCCACCUUCUGCUGUUUCUCAUCAAGACAUUCCUUUAGCUCCUCAGACAUACCAAAUUAAUGAUCAGAAUUUUAGAAGUAAUCCCCAGGGCUACAGAGGAAGCUCCAAUCCUUCAUUUUAUCCAGGAAAUCAACCAACCAAUACAGGAAAUAGUAACCAAUACCCUUCAUUGAAUUCUCCUGGCUCUCCUACUAACAAUCAGAACAGACAGGAUUCCACUAACGGUCAAUCCCAAUAUCCUGGAAUCCAAAGAGGACAGAGUUACUCCCCUUCUAAUUCCCCUCAGAAUGGAAAUGCUCAAAACGUCCAAUAUGUAUAUCCAAGUCCUACUGAUGUUAACACACCUUUACAACCCUCAAAUUAUGAGCCACAGAACCAUAAAAAUGAUCAACAUUUUCCAAGUAAUCCACAGGGCAAAAAAGGAAGCUCUAACCCUACAUCUUUUCCAGGAAAUCAACCAGAAUAUCCGCGAAAUCAACCAACCAAUACUGGAAAUGGUAACCAAUAUCCGUCAUCAAACUCUCAAGAUGCUCCAACAUACUAUGAGCCUCAAGUAAACAAUCAGAACAGACAGUAUCCCACCAAUGGUCAAUCCCACUAUCCUGGAUACCAAAGAGGACAGAGUUAUUCUCCUUCUAAUUUCCCUCAGAAUGGAAAUACUCAAAAUGUCCAGUAUGUGUAUCCAAGUCCUCCUUCUAACCCAAAGAUACCUAUACAGUCCCCAAACUAUCAAUCACAGAACCCCCAAUCAGUAAAUCCUGCCUCAGGGUACUACCCUCCGAUAAUUAAUCCUGCAGGCCAGGUAGGAUUUCAUCCUAAUCCGUCUUAUGGCCAAAACAGCGCACCAGGUAGGUCAAAUCCAUCUCAAUAUCCAGAUUCCAGAGGGUUUUCUAAUCCCCCUUUUCCACCAGGGGAAAGCUUUCAAGGAGGUCAAGCUCAAUCGGGGUAUCCACAAAGUAGAGAGCCUCAAAUAUUCCCCCAAGGUGGCCAACCUGGCUACUUCCAAGUCAAUCAAAAUCCGAAUGAGGAUGACCCUGUUGUAAAACAAAAUCCCCCAAAGUACAAUCCUUUUGACUCUUCAAACAAAGCAGUCAAAUGUCCAGCUGGUGCUAGUGGGUUAUAUCCUCAUCCUGACUGUUUCAAAUUCCUGAACUGCGAUCAUGGAAGGACCUUUGUGAUGUCUUGCGGUCCCGGCACAGCAUUCAACCCAGCUAUUGGCGUGUGUGACUAUCCAGAGAAUGUUGAUUGUAAUCAACCUACAAUUCAAGAACUAGAUCAAGAUGAAAAGCGUAGUGAGGAAGGUCAACCAGACUACUAUGAUCAAACUAAAAAUGCAACGGAUGAUACAAAUAAUGGGGGAUAUGAUGACCAAUAUCAAAACCCAUCAGACUUGGUAGAGGCUGUUGAUUUAAGAAGUAAAUUUGAUGAUGGUUAUGACUUUAUUUCCACCACUCCUAGAACAACCACUUCAGCAACAAAGAAACCGGCAAUACCAACAUCUCAGGCAACUCCAAAACAAAUGACUGUUUUAUCUAGAGAAGAGAGGAACAAGCAAAGCAAAGAACCCAAAACGUCACACCCCCCACUCAACAUCCAGUAUAACCCGGUUACAAAACCACAAGAAAAUAAACCCGUGUCGCAAAUUCCACCGAAAAUUUCUAGCGGAAAUAUUUCAACAAAGCGUGAGACCACACCUAUAAGUAAACAGCUGGUCCGGUUGAGAGGAGGACAGAGAGCCAAUGAGGGGUAUGUGGAGAUGAGAGGACUGAAGGAGUGGGGGCUUGUAUGUGACAAACAUGGUGAGUGGACAAUCACGGAAGCCAACAUCAUCUGCAAACAGCUUGGCUAUGAGAGGGCAGCUGAGCUCACAUGGCAAGGACGUCCUUCUCACGGCAACGUCAAAGUUAAGCCUACCAUUGCCUUCAGCUCUGUCUGGUGUAAUGGCAACGAAACAAACAUCCUGGAUUGUAAAACCAGAAAUGACAAGGUGUGUGAGCCAGAGCGGGAUGCUGUGUGGGUGAGGUGCCGCAACAACCCUCAGUCCAUGUGUAUGCCGGGGGAGGCAGUGUUCCAGGGUAGGUGCUACCAGCUGGUGGUGCCGAGGGAAGACGCUCGCAUUGACAGCAUUGGCUUCAGCCAGGGCGAGGCCCUGUCACACUGUCAAGUCAGGAGAGGUCACUUGCUGGACAUAACCUCUCAGGCGGAGAGUGACUUUGUCUCAGAGUGGCUGGUGUCUCAGAACAUGACAAGCAACGUGAUGACAUCAGGUGUGGGAGUGUCUGUUAUGGGGGCCUCCAUCUGGAUCUGGGAAGGCUCACCUGACACCUUCAAGUACCAGAACUGGUGGCCUGGAUGGGAAGGAAAUAAAACUUCAUCUCCCAGUACCAAGUCGAACAGAGCUCUAUGUGUUAUCGCUCGAAGAUACUUUCCCUGUCCAGAAAAAACACCCAAAGAAACUGCUGAAAUGUCUUUCUGUGACGCAGAGUACUUUUUUUGGGAUAUCGAGGACUGUGCUAUAAUGAGCAACAAACACCCCUAUGUUUGUGAAAGAAAUGCUGAUAAUAUUGGUUGUGUGAAAGGAAGUGGCCACGAUUACCGAGGCAUUGCAAACGUCACUGAGACCUCAACCGCCUGUUUACCCUGGGAGUUACCGAAGGUCAAGUCAGCACUGAAGUAUCGUGUGUCUGAGACGACGUUCAAGAGUGUGCUGGCAGGACAUAACCAUUGCCGCAACCUGGGAAGCUCAGACCCACAGCCUUGGUGUUAUGUGGCUGAAGGAGAUUCCAUCAAGAAGGAGGCUUGCGACAUCCCCAACUGUGUGGAUCAUGGGAAAAGAAUAUCAGAAGAAAGAGCUGCUGGAGAGAGUAGUUACACUUGUGCUGCUAAUCUGUUUUCCUGUGGACUCAAUGACUGUAUACCUUUACCAUGGGUGUGCGAUGGACAACCGGACUGCAAGAAUGGGUUAGAUGAGUUGAACUGCACGGGAGGCUUGGUACAGUUUAAGCAACACACCUCCGCCAGACUGAUGGAGCAUGACAAGGAGAAGUGGCUUCACACCAGUGCUGCUAACUGUGCUACUCGCUGUCUUGAAGCUGAGGACUUCACUUGUAGAUCCUUCGCUCAUUUAGGGAAGGAUCAGGUGUGUCUACUAAGUGAUGCCAACAUUGGGAUGACGGGGAAAUUGUCUACUAACCAACCAGACUGGGAGUAUUACGAACGGAUCUCUGAAUCCAUCAAUUGUACCAACAUGUUCCAGUGUGCCAAUGGAAAAUGCAUCCCUAAACAAUCUACUUGCAAUGGGAAAAAUGACUGUGGUGAUCGAUCUGAUGAAAGAAAUUGUUCUGCAGCAAAUCUAGGCUAUGAAAUACGCCUGGGUGGAAGUAAUAAAAAGAAUGAAGGCCGGAUUGAAAUAAAGAUUCUAGGAGAGUGGGGCUAUGUUUGUGAUGAUCAGUUUGACAUGAGAGAUGCUGAAGUUGUUUGUCGAGAGCUUGGCUUCGCCCUUGGAGCAGCAGAGAUUCGCCCCCACUCUGCCUUCUUGCCUCUCAACUCUAGCAAGGUACUCUACCUGGUAGACGACCUACAAUGCCGUGGCAAUGAGACGAGCAUCCGGGAGUGUGACUUUGGAGGCUGGGGCGUUCAUGACUGUGGCACUGAGGAGGUGGUUGGGGUGGUGUGCAAGGUGCCAGGAAAGACUUGUGCUAAGAACUUCUGGCAGUGUGCAGGCAAGGGAGAGUGUAUCCCGGCCCACUACAUGUGUGACACAGUCCCUGACUGCGAAGAUGGAUCUGACGAAGAGCCUAACAUGUGCAAGCUACCUGUGAUCGUGAGGCUGGUUGGAAGUCCACAGAAAGAUGAUUCUCUGACAAAGGUUUCUGGAAGGCUGGAGGUGAGGAAGUUCGGAGUCUGGGGCACUGUCUGUGAUGAUGACUUUGAAGACAAAGAAGCUUCAGUGGUCUGUAGAUCCCUCGGCUACAAUGGUCCAGCCAAGUCUCUCAAGGAAGCCGCAUUUGGACAAGGUGAGGGGGUAAUAUGGUUGAACGGUGUUCAUUGUGCGGGCAAUGAGAGUUCUCUGACUGAAUGUUUACAUCAGCCUUGGGGCCUCACAGACUGCAGCCACAGUGAGGAUGUUGGUGUCGUCUGCUCCCACUUGUCCCAGGACAAAAGAAAUUCACAUGAAGCAAAGAAUCUUCAGAUAGAUGUAGACUCUCCACAGAAACUAUCAGUGGAUGGCAUACUUCCAAAGGACUGUGGAAAGAUUGAUGAAGAAUUGAAGUACUUAAACACAGACUUAACACCAAAAGUAGUAAAAGGUCAAGAUAUAAAAAAAGGCACUAUCCCCUGGCAGGCCAGUUUGCGAGUGAGGGGAUCGAUCAAGUCUAUUCACUGGUGCGGAGCUGUGGUUAUCUCCCCCCUCCACAUACUCACCUCCGCUCACUGCCUCCAGGACUACGCUAAGUCUGCAUACUUUGUACGAGUCGGUGACUUUGACACAGAGGUGCCUGAGGGAACUGAACAGGAAUAUGAUAUAGAAUCUACAUAUAUUCACGAAGAUUAUGACAAGGGCUAUAAGUUGAACAAUGACAUAGCACUAGUGAAGCUGAAAGGCACAGGUAUACGUUUUAGCAGUUAUGUGAGAGCAGUAUGUCUACCACCUCCCCCCAGUGCCUACAUUCCAGGAACAAACUGCACCAUCUCUGGCUGGGGUUCUAACGGAACACCUGGAGCAGGUUUCUCACGUCGCCUCAAGUGGACUACCGCCCCUAUGAUCGCUGAUGACGAGUGCCGUGCUCCAUACGUCUACGGCUCAGCUCUCACUGAGGGCAUGUUCUGUGCUGGAGAUCUACAGGGAGGUGCAGAUUCAUGCCAAGGAGACUCAGGGGGUCCUUUUGUCUGUCCUGUAAAUGGCCGAUCAGUUCUAUAUGGAAUCACCAGCUGGGGUCAUGGUUGUGGCAGAGCUAACAAACCUGGGGUCUACACCAGAGUUGUCAUGUACCUUAGCUGGAUACAUGCCAAGCUACAUGACUCCAUCAAUGGCAGAUAGUUACUUAAUACUCACUACCAUGUUGCUAUUUACUAGUUUGUUUUGUAGGUUAAUAAAAGAAAAGGUUAAA
Molecule: messenger RNA, 6232 nt
Organism: Macrosteles quadrilineatus (aster leafhopper)
Lineage: Eukaryota; Metazoa; Arthropoda; Insecta; Hemiptera; Cicadellidae
Exons: 24
Coding region: 73-6162 (2029 amino acids)
Biological process (GO): proteolysis
Cellular component (GO): extracellular region; membrane
Molecular function (GO): chitin binding; protein binding; serine-type endopeptidase activity
Source: RefSeq, a predicted model, not a curated record